ACCCAAAACCUUUUCUUUCUCUUUUUUUUUAUUUUUCAAAAGAGAAAAAGAAAAAAAAAGGUAAGGCAAUGAGCAGCGAAACAAAUCCAACCUCUCCAAUUUCUCCAUCAUCUCUAAAACAAAAGCUAAAGUCUUCUAUUCGUCUCCCAUGGCUCUGCCACCACAGCCGCCAAGACAGGGCUCUAAAUGCCUCAGCCACUCCUCUUCCAACCCCUACUCCAAGCCCUACGGCUAAUAACAACCACAACAAGCCAAGGCUAAGCAAGACAUUGUCUCCUACGUAUCUGAAGUCCCCGGAGUUUAGAGACAAGUGUCGUAGCUUGAUUAACCGCAUUGGACACGGUCCUGGUCACCGCCAUAGCCAUAGCCACAGCCACAGUUAUGGUUAUCAUGGCCAUGGCCACGGGAGACGACACUCGGCGGAUUUUCGAUAUGAUCCGUCUAGUUACGCAUUGAAUUUUGAUGAAGGAUUCAAUGAUAGCCAACUUGAUGAGUUCCCUUCGAGAAAUUUUUCUACUAGGUUGCCAGCUUCUCCUUCUACUACUACUUCUAGAGAAAUCACUGCUUAUACUUGAAAAAUAAGAUUUUGGCUUUCUGUUGAAUUUGCAUGGAAAAAUGAUGGCUUGAUGAGGAUAUAGUGGUAGGUUUUUUUUUUUUUGUUAAAAAAGAAAAUUGCUUGCAAUUGUAUAUAAUUUUUUUUCUUCUCAUUUGUUGAUUAAUCUUUGAUAAAAAGUUACUAUAAAUAAGAUGCAUCCUUAUCUCAAUUA
This is a messenger RNA of Theobroma cacao (cacao), 767 nucleotides long. RefSeq lists its product as uncharacterized. The record is from RefSeq and is a predicted model, not a curated record. NCBI's taxonomy places the organism in Eukaryota, Viridiplantae, Streptophyta, Magnoliopsida, Malvales, Malvaceae.